CCUGCCUCCCCCCCUCCUCCGCCGCCGCCUCCCCCUCCCCAGCCCCGUCCCCUCGCCGGCUGCCGCUCGGCCUUCUCCACGGAAAUGGCGCCACGGCCCCCCCGGCGGGCAUCGGCGCCUGCCCAUGCGGUGGCCCUCGCCCUCGGGGUGGCCCUUGCCCUUGCGAUGGUCCUGGCCCUCGCGCUUGCCCGGUCCCCGGUGGUGCCGCCGCCGGGCCCCACCCCGCCGAUCGACAGCAAUCCCGUCUACUUCCAGCAAAUGCUCACCCCCUGGACCCACUCGCCGACAAUGGAUCUUUCCGGCCCCCCGGGUCCCGGCCUGGGCACGGCCAUGGUCGCGGCCCUCCUGGACCGCGAGUCGGUGCUCCUCUCGCAGCCCUCCCCGCCCGGCCACCCGUGGGACCUCCGGGUCGGUAGUCUUACAUCGGUCGAUGCCGGCCCCCCCCUGGCCGAGGCCCUAGUUGCCCCGAGCACGGGCUACACGCCGCUGGUGACCUUUUCCCCCCAGGGCCCGGUUGUGUCGGCCCUGGCAUCCGACAACAAGUCCUUUGCUUCGAAUGAUCGCUCCUCCUGGCGGCAUUUGCCACAUCAGCGGGUCAGCUGGGUGUUGGCCUCCGUGGCCGACGGCCCCGACCGGGUGGGCAUCCUCUAUUUCGACACCAGCUCCCACGGCCUCAUGCUGGUCCGCUUCCGGCCGGGCGCGGAGCAGGAAAAUGCCCCGGUCAAUGUUCUCUCCCUGGCGCAAGGAUCCCAUCCCCUGGCGGUGGCCGGGCCCAUGCGCACUUUCCUGGUCUACAGCGGGGCUACCGUUUAUUGGUUCCAGUUUGAUUGGUCCAAUUAUGGCUUUCCAAUCGAGCAGUCCUCCUUCGGCGCCCCGGUGAUCGAUGCCAUGCUCGUGCGGGUUUUUUCAGACGCCGCGGUUGAGCGCGUUCUCCUCUUCGGCGAUGGCACCAUUCAAGUGUGCAUCAACUUCCUGUCGCAGCCUGACUGUGUCCAUCCCCGGCAUUUCGCCUUCCCACCUGGCAGUUCGGGCUCCGUGCGUUUGGUCAGGCCGCUGGCCGACACUCCCGUCGGCUGGAUCUACCUGCAAGACAUGGACCCCCCGGGCAUGCUGUGGCGCGUGUAUAUCGCCCCCGACGACCCGGAUGCCUCGACCAUCUGGCAAAGGGUGAUUCUCCCGGGGACAUUGGCCAGCGACCCGUUGAGCCUGGUGCUGCUGGUCGAUCGGGAUGCCCGUGGCGCCUGGGCCCUGACCAGCUCCUCGCAAACCUACCUGGAGAGCAAGGACUUCAACUGCGAUGGCGACCCGUCGAUCGUGUGCGACGGUGAUGCCAGCCCGGCCGGUGGGCCGCCCCAGCCGCUGGGCUUCAAGUGCGCCGCCAACCGCACCCUGGCGCCCUUCAUCCAGCCGGGGACCCUGUGUGCCGGCUGUGCGGACGGCACGUACAACGGCUUCUUCCUGUCCGCUCACACUGAGCCACAUUGCCUGCCCUGUUCGACGGCACAUUGCCUGCAGUGUCUCGCCGAUCAGUGUGUCGUCUGCGAAAGCGGGCACCUACUGCAAGUUGACACGGGCACCGGCAUCACCCAGUGCCUCCCGCAGUGCGAGUCGGCCUACACCGAGGCAGGGACCGUGUGCGUGCCGGCCUCGCCGCCGGAUUCGCGCGCGUUCGCCGCCUCCACGCACCGGCUGCCCAUCGACGCCGGCGCCAUUGCCGACUUCCGGCUUCUGGCCCACACGUCGCUCUGCCCGCCGCCGGAGGGUGGCGGCCCGCCACAACUCCUCAAUCCACGGCUGCCCCUCGACCAGCAGCCCCAUCACUAUCUGGCCUUCGUGGCCUCGUCCAAUCUUCCGGCCCUACUACAACUGGCCCCCGGGCAGCAUGCCCCGGAGCAUCUGUCCCUCCGGCAGCCCUUCAUCUGGCCCUUCGGCGCGAAAUUCGUGCACGCAUACCUGGAAACCCGGCCGCCCAGCCCGUGGACCGACGACUCUCACGCCCUGGCCAGCUUCUUCCUGUGCGCCGGCGGGUCCCUGUCCUAUGGGCAGAUGUUCUGCCAGGCGGGCACCGGCUUCGUGGCCAACCCCUCGGCUUCCACCUGCCCGGUGGAGGUGGUGACCCAGAGCGAGCUCGUGGGCAUCGGCUGCCAAACCAUCCGUCCCUAUGGGCCGGACCGGGUGACGGUGCUCACCGACGCCGGGCUGCUCCUCUUCUCCGCCGGCCACACCCAGCCCCCGAGCUAUGUCCCCCUGCCGGAGGUCUUCGAGCACCCGGCGGCCUUCCCCUCGGGGCUCUUCCCCGCCGGCGAUGGGCGCGCCUCGUGGAUGUUCCUGCUGCGCGACGGGCUGCCCGUGCUCCAGCCCCUGGAUGCCAUCGUCCAGGGGCAUCCCCAAACGCUCGCCCCUCUGGCGGCCCUGCCCCAGAUGCCGGGCUCCUUCGAGCCGGUGGUCCUGCCGACCGACCGGACCCUCUUCGGGGGGGAGUUUUUCCUGGCCAUGCUCACGCCCCCGCACCGAGCCACCGACCUGGUCUCUUGGGAGGUGUGGCAUGUGCCGCUGGGCAUGCGGGCCUCCUGGCGCACGGUGCACCUGCCCCACACGCGGCAAACGCUCGGCCCCCUCCCGGCCAAUCCCCAGGGGGCCUUCCGGUUCAUGGGGCUCGACCUGCGGCCCCUGGGCGAGCCGCACCACCCGGCGGCGCUGGUCCUCCUGACGCCGCAGCAUGUCGGCCUGGCGCUGCUGCACUGCCCGUCGGCCACGGCCAAUGCGCCCUGCUGGCUGCAGCCGGCCCGGUUCGUCGCGCUGGGCACCACCCUCCCGCACGUGGCCCCUGUCAAUGUGGUCCUCCUGCCGGCCGGCUCCCCGGCCGCCGGCUCCCCGGCCGCCGGGGCCUCGGCCGCGGGGCCGGAUGUCGGCCUGCUCCUGGCCACCGGGACCGAGGAGCUGCUGGUUGUGUCCGUGCCGGCCGGGGGCCACUGCCCGCCCGGCACCUUCGGGCCCGGGUGCACGCCCUGCCAUGAGCGUUGCCUGUCGUGCAACGGGCCGCUGGCGGCCGACUGCACGGCCUGCCGGCGGUCCAUCGGGGCCUUCACCAGCCCGGACUCCUGCCUGGACUCCUGCCCGGAGGGGCUGCACGAGCGCGGCCACCUGUGCCUCUGCCACGACACCUGCUCAUCCUGCGGGCAGGUGCCCGGCUCCGACAGUGCGUUCCACUGCCUGGCAUGCGGCGCGGGGCAUGCGCUGCCGGCGGGCGCGUCGGCCGCCGCCGCCUGCCAGCCCUGCCACGCCACGUGCGCCGAGUGCCGCACCCCUGGCGACCCGGGCUCGUGCAUCGGAUGUGCCGCCGGCCACUUCCUCCAUCAGGGCCUGUGCUUGGAAAGGUGCCCGGCCGGCAGCUGGGGCGAUGCCGCCAGCCAAACUUGCGCCCCCUGCCCCGGGCCAUGCAGCUCCUGCUCCUCGGCCAGCGACUGCACUGCCUGUGCCGCCGGGCACUUCCUCAAUGCCAGCCACAUGUGCCAGCCCUGUGACAGCUCCUGCACCGCCUGCACCGACGGGGCCACCUGCACCAUCUGCCGGCCGGGGAUGAUCUUCCUGGACCCGGACCCGGGCGCGCCGUCCCUCUGCGGCAGCACCUGCCCCCCGGGCGAGUAUGUCGCGUUCACCCGGUGCGCCGCGUGCGUUGCUUCCUGCGCCCUGUGCGCCGGCGGGCCGGACCAGUGCCGGGUGUGCGCCGAGGGGUUCCGCUGGGCCGGGCCCGCCCCGGGCCCCGGCGGCACUGGCACGUGCGUCGCCUGUGAGCCUGGGUGCGCCUCCUGCACGAGCGCCGCAUGUCUGUCCUGCGAGGCGGGCCUCCUGCUGACGGCGGCCGGCGCAUGUGUCGGUGCCUGCCCGGCCGGGUCGUUCAGCAACGGCGAGUCGUGCCAGCCGUGCGACAUUAGUUGCGCCGCCUGCGCCGACGGCCAGCCGGACCAGUGCACGGACUGUGGCCCGGGGCUGGAACUUGUCGAGGUGGCCCCCGGUGUCGGCACCUGCGAGUCGGGCUGCGCAGAGGGCGAGUACCUCCAGGGGACGGACUGCCUGCCCUGCGACGCGGCCUGCGCCACGUGCAACGGCCCCACGGACAAGGACUGCUGGCGGUGUGUCGGGGCCGUGCUCCAGGGCGGCGACUGCGUGCAGGCCUGCGCCGCCAGGCAUGUGGCCGUGGCCGGCCGGUGCCUGCCGUGCCAUGUCUCCUGCGCCGAGUGCAUGGGCACUCGGAGCACCGAGUGCCUGCCGGACUGCGCACCCGACUUGCUGGCCCUGCCGGCCGGGCAGUCGCCCACGCGCUGCGUGCCGGCCUGCCCGGCCGGGCACCACACCUCGGCGGCCGGGUGCGCCCCCUGCGGGGCGCACUGCGCCAGCUGCCCGGAGUCGAACGACACAUGCGCCCUGUGCGAGCGCGGGUGGCUGCUGGACGCGCCGAGCUGCGUGACCGAGUGCCCCCCCUCCUCGGUGGCGCAGGGCGGGCUGUGCGCCACCUGCCACGCCACCUGCGCCACGUGCUACGGGCCGGAGCCGGGGCACUGCCUGUCGUGCGGCGGCUCGAUGUACCUGCACAUGGAUGGGACCUGCCUGGGCGCCUGCCCGGCCGGGUUCUUUGGCCAAUCGGGCGCCUGCCUCCCAUGCAGCGCCGCCUGCGCCGAAUGCCUCGGGCCCGGCAGCGGCCAGUGCUCGGCCUGCCCGCCGGGCAGCCUCCUCCACCAGGGCACCUGUGUCACCCUCUGCCCGGCCGGGUACUUCGCCGACGCCGGCCGCGUGUGCCGGGCCUGCGAUGCCGAGUGCCUGACCUGCUCCGGCCCGGGCCGGUGCUCCUCCUGCCGGGCGGGCCUGCUGCUGACCGGGGCCGGGGGCUGUGUGGCCGGCUGCCCGGCCGGGUGGCUGGCCUGCCCGCCAACCGGCCGGUGCGAUGCCUGCCCCGGGGGCUGUGCCGCCUGUCAGGCGGACGUCCAGGCCGGCUGGGGCUGCACCGCCUGGUGCACUGCCUGCGACCGGGGGCUCGUCCGGACCGCUCGGACGGGGGCCUGCGCCGGGGCCUGCCCGCCGGGGGAGUUCCUGGCCGCCGGGUCGGCCGACGCCUGUGCCCCCUGCCAUGCCGGCUGCGGCACAUGCUUCGGCACGGCCUCCCACUGCACGUCCUGCCCCCUGGCCGAGCAGUGGCUGGACGUCGAGGCCGGAGCCUGCGUGGCCGGCUGCCCGGCCAGCGAGCUGGCCCCGGCCGAGCUCCCCUCCCCGGGUGCCGGCCGGCCGGCGCGCGUGUGUCUCGCCUGCCCGAAGCACUGCGAGCGCUGCGCCGCCGGGCCCGACAUGUCGCCGUGCGACCUGGCCCCGGGCGGGGCGCUCGCCUGCCCGGCCAUCGACACAUGCGCCCAGUGCCUGCCCGGGUUCCUGCUGCUCGGCGGGGCCUCCUGUGUGGGCGAGUGCCCGGUCGGGUACUUCCCGCAGGAGGACGCCCGCCCGCCGGGGUGCCUGCCCUGCCACGCCCGGUGCAAGGCCUGCUCCGGCCCCGGCCCCGGGGACUGCACUUCGGUGGCCGGCCCCUCUCGCGGCCGACUCGCCCUCGGCCUGGGCCUCGGCCUGGGGCUCCUGCUGCUGGUCCUGCUGCUGCUGCUGGUGGUCCUCCUCUUCCUGCGCCUGCGUCGCCGGCGCCGGGCCCCGAGCAAGGCCCGCGACGAUGAGGACGCCACCGUCAUGAACACCAUCGUGGAGCUGUCGCUCCCGGGCAGCAUCCUGGUGAGCAUCGCCAGCGACUUCUCGCCGCUCAACGAGGAUGCGCUCGGUGCCGGGACCCAGGCGUCGGUCUACGCGGCGCGCGCCGUCGGGGCCGGCAUCUCCGACCGGCUGGGCUGCCCGGGCACCGUGGCCAUCAAGCAGCUGAAGGCCGAGCGUCUGACCCCCACGCAGGUGACCCUCUUCCAGAACGAGGUGGCGCUGAUGUGGCUGCUGCGCGACGCGCCGAACGUCGUCCGGCUGUACGGCUACAGCGAGCAGCCGCCGGCCAUCGUCAUGGAACGCUACCAGACGGACCUGGCCACGCUGCUGCACUCGGACGUCCCCCUGGACCAGGGCACCAUCCUGGACAUCGCCCAGCAGUGGGCCUCCGGGCUGGAGGCCAUGCACGCGCAGGGGAUCGCCCACCGCGACCUGAAGCCGGGCAACGUGUUUGCCAGCCAGCGCCCGGAUGGCUCCUGGACGGCGGCCCUCGGCGACCUGGGCACCUCGCGCAACCUCAACACCGACCGGUCGUCGACACUGGUGACCGAGGCGCCGGAGCUGAACGCCCUGACGGCGCGGUACGCGGCGCCCGAGGUGCUGGCCGCCUUCCAGCGCCGGCGCCCGCUGGACCCGGAGCUCCUGCUCCCGGCGGACAUCUUCAGCGCGGCCAUCAUGCUGUGGGAGUGCCUCAACCGCACACUCCCCUGGGCCGGCAUGUGCUUUGAGGAGAUCACGGCCUCUGUGCUGGUCGGUGCCCGGCCCGACUUGGAAGGCAUGCCGGCCGGCUUGCUGGCCUCCUUUGGGGACCUUCUGCAGAUGGCCUGGGACUCGAAUGCCCACACGCGGCCGCUGGCCGCCUCCCUCCGGCAGAAGGCCGCCAUGGCGGCCCUCGGCCCCGGCGGCUGA
Molecule: messenger RNA, 6654 nt
Organism: Fonticula alba
Lineage: Eukaryota; Rotosphaerida; Fonticulaceae
Product: TKL protein kinase
Exons: 5
Coding region: 85-6654 (2189 amino acids)
Biological process (GO): protein phosphorylation
Molecular function (GO): protein kinase activity; ATP binding
Source: RefSeq, a predicted model, not a curated record